Fimicolochytrium jonesii is the source of this 930-nucleotide messenger RNA. Its product is annotated as cytidine deaminase-like protein. The record is from RefSeq and is a predicted model, not a curated record. Bases 125 to 628 code for a protein of 167 amino acids. Lineage: Eukaryota; Fungi; Chytridiomycota; Chytridiomycetes; Spizellomycetales; Powellomycetaceae. Gene Ontology annotation, molecular function: diaminohydroxyphosphoribosylaminopyrimidine deaminase activity. The transcript has 2 exons.
UUCUUUUGACAUUUCGACACCUGCUUUUCUCCCACUAUCACAAGAUCCUUAUACUCGCUCCACUGAACCUCGCCAGCAUACGCCUUCAUCCGUUUUAUCCCGUCCUCCCCCCGCCGCAGACGCCAUGUCCCCCGAAAACAGCACCACCGCAAAUGAUCCCACCGACGCCGAUUUCAUGCAGCUGGCCAUCCUUGAGGCGCAAAAGUCUAUCCCUGUCCCUUCCGCUUACUGCGUCGGCGCCGUCCUCGUCAGCCCUUCAGGAUCCCGUGCUGCCCAUCCUACGAUCCUUUCCACGGGCUUUUCACGCGAACUCCCAGGGAACACCCACGCCGAGCAAUGCUGUUUACUGAAACUCUCUGAAACGAACAGCAUUGAGAAAGCAAAGGGUGCCACGAUCUACACAACGAUGGAGCCUUGUGGGGAGCGAUUGUCUGGGAACCUUCCAUGUGCGCGCCGGUUGCUCGAGGUGGGAAUAGGCAGGGUGGUCGUUGGUGUAGGAGAGCCGAAGAACUUUAUUGCGGAGUGUCAAGGGACCAGGCAGUUGAGGGAAAGUGGGGUGGUGGUUGAUUACCUGGUCGGCUUUGAAGAGGCAUGUCUGGCUCCAAAUAAGCACAUUGUCUCAGCAUAGGACGUAGAGCACUUAGAGAUUGUUCAAACAAACUAUGGUCAUAGAAAGGUUCGGAAGGCAAGAUAGUUCUCCGACUGCUUCCUACCUGCCAUGCUCAUCUUUGUGGGAUAUGGCCACACUUGUUUGCACCGCACGAUGGAAGCAGAGUUCGGGAUCAAGCUUGUAGCCGUCCUUUGCAGCGUCCGCCAUCGAAGGUUCAAAGUGGAAGCAUCGCUAUGAUGAAACCCAUCCUUGCACUAUGAAGUCGUGGCUUCGGCCCGUCUUUUGAAGACAACGCUUACAUAGCCAUGUGAAUAACUCUG